This is a messenger RNA of Auxenochlorella protothecoides, 1668 nucleotides long. RefSeq names its product 2,3-bisphosphoglycerate-independent phosphoglycerate mutase. Gene Ontology annotation, cellular component: cytoplasm. The record is from RefSeq and is a predicted model, not a curated record. Gene Ontology annotation, biological process: glucose catabolic process. The transcript has 3 exons. Gene Ontology annotation, molecular function: manganese ion binding. Lineage: Eukaryota; Viridiplantae; Chlorophyta; Trebouxiophyceae; Chlorellales; Chlorellaceae. The coding region runs from base 1 to 1668 and encodes 555 amino acids.
AUGGUGGACUUCACCCUGAAGCCCCACCCGACCAUCCCCAAACCGGAGGGACCCCUCCUGGUCUGCAUCAUGGAUGGCUGGGGCGUGAACGUGGAGGAUGAGUACAACGCGGUACACGUGGCGGAAACCCCCACAUACGACGCAGCGAGGAAGGUGCCUGGACGCUUCCGCUCCAUCCUGGCGCACGGCACUGCCGUGGGUCUGCCCAGCGACGCCGAUAUGGGCAACAGCGAGGUGGGCCACAACGCCCUGGGCGCCGGCCAGGUGAUCGACCAGGGCGCCAGCCUGGUGGACAAGGCGCUGGCCUCCGGAUCCAUCUACGAGGGUGAGGGCUGGGCCCAUAUCUCCGAGGCCUUUGCGGAGAACACCCUGCAUCUCAUCGGCCUCCUCUCCGACGGCGGCGUGCACUCCCGCACCGACCAGCUCUUCGCGCUUGUGCGCGGCGCGGCGGACCGCGGCGCCAAGCGCAUCCGCGUGCACGUGCUUACCGACGGCCGCGACGUGCCCGACGGCUCCAGCGUCGGCUUCGCCAAGGAGCUGGAGGCGGUGCUGGCGGAGGUGCGCGGCCGCGGCGUGGACGCGCUGAUCGCCUCCGGCGGCGGCCGCAUGUGCGUGACCAUGGACCGCUACGAGGCGGACUGGGAGAUCGUGCGCCGCGGCUGGGCCGCGCACGUGCUGGGCGAGGCGCCUCACACCUUCCCCGACGCGGUCACCGCCAUCACCACCCUGCGGGCCGAGGGCUCCGCCGACCCCGUCUCCGACCAGUGGCUGGACCCCUUUGUCAUCGUGGGCGCCGACGGCGAGGCGGUGGGCCCCGUGCGCGACGGCGACGCGGUGGCGGUGUUCAACUUCCGCGCCGACCGCGUGUGCCAGAUCAGCAAGGCCUUCGAGUACGAGGAGUUCGCCGCGUUCGACCGCGUGCGCUGGCCGCGCACGCGCUUCGUAGGGCUCAUGCAGUACGACGGCGACCUGAAGCUGCCCGCCCGCUUCCUGGUCCCGCCCCCCGCCAUCUCCGGGGUCAGCGGCGAGGUGCUGGCGCGCAACGGCCUGCGCACCUUUGCCUGCAGCGAGACGCAAAAGUACGGGCACGUGACCUUCUUCUGGAACGGCAACCGGUCGGGGUACUUUGACGAGGCGCUGGAGACGUACGUGGAGGUGCCCAGCGACCGCGUGCCCUUCAACCAGCUGCCGCUGAUGAAGGCGCGCGAGAUCUGCGAGGCGGGGAAGGAGGCGCUGCGCUCCGGGCGCUACGACACCGUGCGCAUCAACUUUGCCAACCCGGACAUGGUGGGGCACACGGGGGACCUGGCCGCCACCGUGGAGGCCUGCGCCUGCGUGGACGCCGCCGUCGGCGAGCUCCUGGCGCUGACCGACGAGCUGGGCGGGCGCUGGCUGCUCACCUCCGACCACGGCAACGCCGACGACAUGGUCCAGCGGCACAAGAAGACGCUGGCCCCGCUGCGCGACGAGGCGGGGCAGACCGUGGCCCUGACCAGCCACACCCUGGCCCCCGUCCCCCUGGCGGUCGGCGGCGCGGGGCUGCCGGAGGGGGUGGCCUUCCGGGAGGACCAGCCCAAGGCGGGGCUGGCAAAUGUCGCCGCAACCAUCUUCAACCUGCUGGGUUACGAGGCGCCGGGGCACAUGGAGCCCAGCCUGCUCAAGGCCUGA